Molecule: messenger RNA, 2397 nt
Organism: Hylaeus anthracinus
Lineage: Eukaryota; Metazoa; Arthropoda; Insecta; Hymenoptera; Colletidae
Exons: 2
Coding region: 319-1665 (448 amino acids)
Source: RefSeq, a predicted model, not a curated record
AGCCAUUUUUUAUAAAAACGGCUGGCCAGAUACCCCUAAUGUUUUGCACUUUUUUUAUGCCCAUUUGAGCCUGGUCUCGUUCAAAAAGCGCUCGUCCGGAUCGCGACCUUCCCUUGUGAGACGCCCUGUGCAAUAUGUGAACUGCCUUUCAAUUUUUUUCUUCUUUCUUUUUUUGGUUAUAAUUUAAUAAAUUUGUGUUAUGGACCCCGUUCAUUUCAAUGUGAAAUUCAAUAUACAUUUCGGACUUUGAAAAUUCUGUAAUAUUUGUUGAAUAUUGGAACCUUUUGGGCGUCGAUAAGCCUCGUUAGGUUUAGAUACAUGUCGAUGCAACGAUGUGGUCGCGAUCAACAAAAAAUGAAGCAACUGAUCGAUCAGAUUAAUAUGCUCGCCAACAAUUUGGACGAUUUGCGUGCAGAGAUUGGCGCGCUAAAAAUCAAUUAUCUCGCCAAUGACCUGGAGCUCUCGUCCAAUAAUCGCCACGAACACCGUGCGAAUGACAAAACAAGCGUUUUGUACAAAGUUAAGAAGUACACGAGGAAAAUUGGAAACGUUGGUUUGCUGAAGACCAGACACGGAUCUACAAAAAAACACGAGUUUUCACAGUUAUUUGUUCCGUGUCUUUGUUAUCAGGUUUAUUAUCCUAAUAAAACUCUGGAUCCGGCAUUGCUUUCACCUCUGAGGUAUAUUUUUCGCAUCGGAAAGAAGGGCAACGUGUUUCACAUUCCUACCGAAAUCACAUGUUUGACAGACGAGUGCAGUCAGACUGACAAGAAAUCUCGUCAGCAAUUUGCGAGACCAUCUGUAGAUCGAAAUUUGACAACAUCGAAAUACAUGGAAAGCGUGGAGGAGGUUAUCUCUCCCCACAAAGCUAAACAAGGAAUCCAACGACACGAUAAAAUAAUAUUCGGAACAAAACGUGCCACUCUUUUUCCACGAUUCUCCGAGUUAAGUUGCGAAUUAGAUUCGUAUCCAGAAGAUCCCACAUUCCUAAAUUCGUACACGUUUCCAUCAAAGUCUAAUCUAAAAGAUACUUCGCAAGCCAGAAAUGUCUGUUUACCGAACGAAAACGAACAAUUUGUAAGCACAUACACUCAAACCAUUCCUCCGAAAGUAAAACGGAAACGUAGAAAUUUCAAUUUUCCCUCGAAACAUUCAAAUCUUAAUUUUGCCAAGAUAAGGAAUGCUGUGAUCACAAAGAAAAUGAUAAGAAACCCCAAUGAGAAAACGUUCACAGUAUGUAGGGAUGCGAGUGACACGAAAGACUAUCCCUAUGUAAAACAGAAAUUGUAUGAAUGUUCCUGCAAAACAAAGAGAGUAAGCAACACGGUUGAAACAGUUCACAACAAAACGUUUGAGAGAGAAUUUUCCAUUGAAAAAGAUCUAAAAAGAUUUAACAAUGUUUCCUCAAUGAGUGAAGACAAGUUUUCUUAUGACGAAGAACUAGAAUCAUCUCCUUCUAUUUCAUUGUCUAUGGGUUUGGAACAGAAUGUUUCUAACAGUUCCAACGAAAUUGAAGAAUCUUAUCCCUGUAGGAAACCAAGGACCUAUACAAUAAACAAAACGUCCCAGAAACAUAAUAACAGUUGGUUCGAUCGGUUUGAAAGUAUAAUUUAUGUAGGAGAAACUUCUGAUUUGACUCUCUCCUCCCAAAGUUUUCAGAAUUAAAAUACACACUGGAUUCUGUUCAUCUAUUAUCUAAAGAUACAUGUAUUAACCCUUUACACUCCAGUGGAAUCUUGCCAAUUUUGUACAUUCUACAACUUGUUCUCAAAUUAAACACUUUCAUUAAUCAGACACGAGCAUACAUAAAUUCACAUUGUUUAAUAAGAAUAUUAUAUUUAUUCUUAUACUUAUAACAGGACAUCUCUAAUUGUAAGUAUAUGAACAGUAGAGCUAGCCUGACAAUGAGGAGUACAAAGGGCUAGACUACAAAUCUAUUCAACUUUAUUAAAUAAUGUUAAUGCGUCUAAAAAUUAUAGCCAAUAACAUAGGUCGAUUAAGUGUUAAUGCAGAUUAUAAAACAUCUUUAUUUUUUUAUUUCAUAUACUUUUAGAUGAUCGACAAAUAUUAAAUAAUAUUACAUAUUUGCCUUAAUAAAACAACAUUUAAUAGCUACAUUAUGUUUCCGCUUGUCAUGCUAUUGUAAUUCCUUAACGUAUUAUUGGAUUCGCGAUGAAAAUAAGUUUACUUUCGGUUGGUGAUAAUUUAUAAUGUAAAAGCGGAAAGAAUUGAACAAUAUUUAAUUUUUAACUAUAUUUAUUUAAUCGCAACUCGAAUAUAAUUAAUACAGGGUUGUACACGUUUAGUAUAUAACAUCAUAACAAAAUAUACAAUUGAUAGUUUACAAUGUUUCUAUAUACAUAUAUAUUUCUUUGUAAAACUCUUAUACUCUUUUGA